GGUUCGAAGAAAAAUUUUCCAAACAAUUGCAUCAUAACUUUUUUCCAGCCCAACGGUGCGUUUUGUCCCGUGCGUAGUAAAACUCGCAGUGAAAAAUGUUGAAGGCAGCCCGAUAUAUUUCCCGCACGCUGGUGGAAAACCGCGGAUUAUUACACAAUGGAGGAGCUGUCCCCAACAAUGUGCUGGCCCGUUUCAAAUCGGACCAGGUUAAGGGUGCCGUCAUCGGUAUCGAUUUGGGCACUACCAACUCCUGCGUCGCGGUGAUGGAGGGCAAAAAUGCCAAGGUCAUCGAGAACGCCGAAGGUGCCCGUACCACACCGUCACAUGUUGCAUUCACAAAGGACGGCGAACGGUUGGUCGGUAUGCCGGCCAAACGUCAGGCAGUGACCAACUCCGCCAACACAUUCUACGCCACAAAGCGACUGAUCGGUCGUCGGUUUGAUGAUGCGGAAAUUAAGAAAGAUCUUGCCAAUCUGUCGUACAAGGUGAUUAAGGCAUCGAACGGUGAUGCCUGGGUGCAGGGAAGCGAUGGCAAAGUGUACUCGCCCAGCCAGAUCGGUGCGUUUGUGCUGAUGAAGAUGCGCGAAACCGCCGAAGCGUACCUGAACACCCCGGUGAAGAAUGCGGUCAUCACCGUGCCGGCUUACUUUAACGAUUCCCAGCGACAGGCUACGAAGGAUGCGGGACAGAUUGCCGGUUUGAAUGUGUUGCGUGUGAUUAACGAACCGACGGCGGCGGCACUGGCGUACGGUAUGGACAAGAGUGAGGAUAAAAUUAUUGCCGUGUACGAUCUGGGCGGUGGUACGUUCGAUAUUUCCAUCCUCGAGAUCCAGAAGGGUGUGUUCGAGGUCAAGUCAACGAACGGUGACACUCUGCUCGGUGGUGAAGAUUUCGACAAUCACAUCCUGAACUAUCUGGCACAAGAGUUCAAGAAGGAUCAGGGCAUCGACAUCAAGAAGGAUGCGAUGGCGAUGCAGCGAUUGAAGGAAGCGGCCGAAAAGGCCAAAUGUGAACUAUCCUCGUCGGUGCAGACCGAUAUCAAUCUGCCCUAUCUGACGAUGGACGCUUCCGGGCCGAAACAUUUGAAUCUGAAGCUUACGCGCGCCAAGCUGGAAACGUUGGUUGGUGAUCUGAUCAAGCGAACGAUUGCACCCUGCCAGAAGGCGAUGUCGGAUGCGGAAGUGAGCAAGUCGGACAUAGGUGAAGUGCUGCUGGUCGGUGGUAUGACCCGUAUGCCGAAAGUACAAUCCUUGGUGCAGGAAGUUUUCGGACGCCAACCGUCGCGUGCCGUAAACCCGGAUGAAGCCGUUGCCGUUGGUGCGGCCGUUCAGGGUGGAGUGCUGGCCGGUGAUGUGACCGAUGUGCUGCUGCUGGACGUUACACCACUGUCGCUCGGUAUCGAAACGCUUGGCGGUGUGUUUACGCGCCUUAUCAACAGGAAUACGACGAUUCCGACGAAGAAAUCGCAAGUCUUCUCGACCGCCGCCGAUGGUCAAACGCAGGUGGAAAUUAAGGUGCACCAGGGUGAGCGUGAGAUGGCGACGGACAACAAGAUGCUCGGUUCGUUUACGCUCGUAGGCAUUCCGCCGGCACCGCGCGGUGUGCCCCAGAUUGAGGUCGUGUUCGAUAUCGAUGCGAACGGUAUUGUGCAUGUGUCCGCACGGGAUAAGGGAACGGGCAAGGAGCAACAGAUUGUUAUCCAAUCGUCGGGUGGUUUAAGCAAGGACGAAAUUGAAAACAUGAUCAAGAACGCGGAACAGUACGCACAGGCCGACAAACAGAAGAAGGAACGGAUCGAAGCGGUCAAUCAGGCCGAAGGUAUUGUGCACGACACGGAAACGAAGAUGGAGGAAUUCAAAGAUCAGCUGCCAAAGGAAGAGUGCGACAAACUCCGAGAAGAAAUUGCAAAGGUGCGGGAAAUCUUGGCAAACAAGGACGAAGCCGAUCCGGAGGAAGUACGCAAAACAACCAGCGCACUGCAGCAAUCAUCUCUGAAGCUGUUCGAAAUGGCAUACAAGAAGAUGGCAUCCGAGCGCGAAGGCAGCAGUGGCAGCAGUAGCAGUAGUGGCAGCAGUAGCACCGGCUCCGAGGAAGCAGAGAAGAAGGAGAACAAAAACUAAACAAAUUUGCU
This is a messenger RNA of Anopheles maculipalpis, 2131 nucleotides long. It is a transcript of the gene Hsc70-5, whose product is annotated as heat shock 70 kDa protein cognate 5. The record is from RefSeq and is a predicted model, not a curated record. The coding region runs from base 96 to 2120 and encodes 674 amino acids. Gene Ontology annotation, cellular component: mitochondrion; cytoplasm. Gene Ontology annotation, biological process: protein refolding; cellular response to unfolded protein. NCBI's taxonomy places the organism in Eukaryota, Metazoa, Arthropoda, Insecta, Diptera, Culicidae. The transcript has 7 exons. Gene Ontology annotation, molecular function: heat shock protein binding; misfolded protein binding; ATP hydrolysis activity.